Lolium perenne is the source of this 1167-nucleotide messenger RNA. RefSeq lists its product as uncharacterized. Lineage: Eukaryota; Viridiplantae; Streptophyta; Magnoliopsida; Poales; Poaceae. The record is from RefSeq and is a predicted model, not a curated record.
CGGUACGUACACCCAAAACCAGAAACAAACGUCUUCAUAUUGGCUGCCUACUUGAUUCCAUCGGUGCGCAAACAACUGUUCAGUCCACACCUCCAUUUCUCACAGACGCUUCACAGUCUCGCACCCUCGCUUUGCGCGUGGACAGCAUGGCCAACCCUCCGGCCGCCCGUGUGGUGAUCAACGUCGGCGGCAACCCUCCGGCCGCCCGUGUGGUGGUGAACAACUUCGUUGCCAACCCUCCGGCCGCCCGUGUGGAGAACAACAACGUUGGUGCCAACCCGCCGGUCGCCGGCGUGGUGAAAAAGGUGGCUAAUCCUCCGGCAGCGGCGGCUGCUGCCGCAACUGCAGCGGAGACCGCCAUCCGCAAGAAGAAGGACAUGGACAAUCCUCCGGGGGCUCCAGCGGCGCCAGUGGCCAAUCCUCCUACACCUCCGGCAGUGAUCGCAGCGUUCAACAUCACGGUCAUCAACCCACCGGCGGCAGCAGCACGGGGCCCCAAGGACCUCAAUACCAAGACCCCCUUGAUCAUUGGGUCUGCAGACGAUAUUCCACUUGGCUGCUGCUGCAACUGCAGCGGAGACCGCCAUCCGCAAGAAGAAGGGCAUGGACAAUCCUCCGGCGGCUCCAGCGGCGCUAGUGGCCAAUCCUCCUCCUCCUCCGGCAGUGGUCGCAGCGGUCAACAUCACGGUCAUGGACCCACCGGCGGCAGCAGCACGGGGCCCCAAGGAAGAUGAUGCAGUGGUCGCGGUCGUCGUGGGAGCCUCUUUGGUUGUGAUGGUGCUGCUGAUGUUGUUGCUGCUUCCUUGAAACUUUCAGACAUGGGUCUAUCUUCCACUUGCAACACUUUCUUCAGAUCAAGCUAUAUGUGUUCAUGUGCUCAGUAAAGAAGUAGUAAUAUAAAGUUUGGUCCUUGUAAUAACUAAACCGAGUAGAUUUCAGUUUGGUGUGCCUAGAAAUAGGAACACCAGGUUGCUCGAUCGAGUGAUCUGUUGUUUGCUUCGUUAAGUAGCAUACUACGAGUGCCAUCAACUCAGUGCAUUAUGAACCACGUAAGAUCUCAUAUAAGUACUGUGUGCGUGAUACUGAAUGUGGAACGUCUGAUAUGGAAUUGUCUCAAAUCAGUACUCUAUUAAAUAGAGUUAAUAUGUAUUUGCAUUCGCCUACAAA